Messenger RNA from Zychaea mexicana, 1437 nucleotides. RefSeq names its product ribonuclease H-like domain-containing protein. Gene Ontology annotation, cellular component: nucleus. Gene Ontology annotation, molecular function: exonuclease activity; nucleic acid binding. The transcript is spliced from 5 exons. The record is from RefSeq and is a predicted model, not a curated record. The coding region runs from base 68 to 1267 and encodes 399 amino acids. Lineage: Eukaryota; Fungi; Mucoromycota; Mucoromycetes; Mucorales; Lichtheimiaceae.
AUACACCUCUCAAAAUUCGCCAGGUAAUCAUUUAUUCUUAGUUACUAAUUCUUAAAAUCCAAUAUUCAUGUAUGAAAUCAUGUUGAAUGCGGCGACUAACUUUUACAAAUACGAUUACACAUGUAUAACAAAGUUGAUAUCCCAGCGCCUAUAUGAUCAAUUUCAUCGCAUUUAUCAGCCCCUUCUGGCUGCGCAGCCUACAUUAGCCACCGAACAUGCCAAAGCACAAGAAUCCGUGAUCCUCGAAAAGACGUCAAAUCAAGCAGGAUACAAGCAAAUGGCGACCAAUAUCCUCAUGAAUUUAAAAAAACGGCCUGUGGCACAGAACGAGCAAGAUAUUGGUAUUGACGGCGAAUGGGUGGAUCCAGCAACCAAAGCACAACAGAUAGUGAUUACCUUGGAGAAAGCCAAUAAGCUUGUAUUGACCGAGGAACAAUUGAAAACAAUGGGAUAUCCAUCGGCAGCAGAGUUAGAGCAACAGGGCGGCGAUGGACAAACGGUUGGAUCCCAAAAGGCAUGUGACCGAUGCAAAAAGACGUAUGUGGUUAAGGAUGUAUUGCAAGAAAGCGAUCUCAAUGUCUGUCAGUAUCAUCAUGGUCGAAUGCGUAUGGUCAUGAACCGGGGUGAAAAGUUACGACUGUAUACAUGCUGCAAUGAGUCGCAUGGUAGUAUGGGUUGUGUCAAAGGUCCCCAUGUUUAUAAAGAUGAAAACACACAAGAUCUGCACGCUAAAAUUCCUUUUAUAUCAACGCCUGAGGCAGGCGCAGCAAAAGAAUCGCGCACAGUAGUGGCCUUGGAUUGUGAAAUGGCAUAUACAACGGCAGGCAUGGAGCUUGUGCGUGUAACCGCUGUGGAUGAGAACUGUCAAAUCUUGCUGGAUGAACUUGUGUUCCCGUCCCAUAUGGUAAUCGAUUUAAAUACGCGUUAUAGUGGUAUUAAAACAUUGGCAGGCGCAAAGCAUAAUCUGGACAGCGUUCGGAAGGAGUUGUUCAAAUACGUGGAUGCUAAUACCAUUCUACUUGGCCAUGGAUUGGAGAAUGAUAUGAAUGCUUUGAGGUUACUCCAUCCCAAAAUCAUCGAUACUGUGACACUCUAUCCCCAUCCUAAGGGUCUUCCUUUCCGUUAUGGCUUGCGGGUUCUUUCGACGAAAAUCCUCCAAAAAUUCAUUCAAGAUAGUACUGAAGGACACGACUCAUUUGAGGAUGCAAAGACUUGUGUCGAUUUGUUGGAAAAGUACAUGAAAUCUCCACAAGGUCAAAAAUUGUAAAAAGCAAAACGGCUACUCGCUUGUAAAGGUUUUAAUGUUGUGUAUAUAUGUCGAACAUGGAAAAAUUAUAUGUUGAAUAGCUAGGUGAAAUUGGAGGAGAGCAUAUGAGAGGCAUGGCUUAAAUGGUCUGUGAAUAUAAAUGAAGACGCUUGGAAAACAUGUUAUAUAAG